AAUAUAUAUUCCCAAACACAACGCCCUGCAUUCCCAAAGUUUUUCCUUCUCUCCUGUGCUAGAAUUUUGUGAAUCUCUGAUCGUGCCUGCCAUAGAAUCUGAAUCAUCAGCCCUUUGCUCGAAAGAUGGGAGGUGGAAAGGACAAGCAUGAUGAAUCUGACAAAGGAAUUUUUUCACACCUGGCUCAUGCUGCAGCUCAAGGCGGACAUGGGUAUCCUCCUGGUUCCUACCCUCCACAUGGGUACCCACCUCAGCAAGGCUAUCCCCCGGCAGGGUACCCACCUCAGCAAGGCUAUCACCCGGCAGGGUACCCACCUCAGCAAGGCUAUCCCCCGGCAGGGUACCCACCUCAGCAAGGCUAUCCCCCGGCAGGGUACCCACCUCAACAAGGUUACCCUCCUGCUGGUUAUCCCGGUCCAUCUGCUCCAGGUCAUAGUCAUGGUCAUGGCAUGGGAGCGGUGCUUGCUGGGGGUGCUGCACUUGCAGGUGCCGCAUACGGCGCUCACCACCUUGGCCAUGGUGGUGGUCAUUAUGCGCAUGGUGGUCACAUGGGCCAUGGCAAAUUCAAGGGCCAUGGCAAGUUCAAGCAUGGAAAGUUCGGAAAACAUGGGAAACACGGCAAACAUGGGAAGCAUGGUGGAUUCGGGUUCAAGAAGUGGAAGUGAUCUUAUGUCUCUCAGACAUCUUCUCCAAUACUUACUGCCUUCGUUUUUAAAAAUAAGCCAUACUUCUGAGCAAGCCAGCCUGUUCUUGGCUCGGCCCCCCUUUUUCGCUUUUUGGGAAUUUGAUAUAUGACCCGUGUGUUCCUAGUUUGGAUUCUAGAAUCUGAACGGCAUGAAUCAUAGAUGUAAAAUUCUGGCUUCUUUGCUAUAGCGACUAAGAUGACUAAUGCCAAGUUUGUUUUGUUUUUGUCACCCUUAUCGGAAAAGCGAGGGAUUCUGAUAGUCAAGAACAUGAUCGGUUUGUUGGUGUU
Neltuma alba is the source of this 973-nucleotide messenger RNA. RefSeq names its product glycine-rich protein A3-like. Lineage: Eukaryota; Viridiplantae; Streptophyta; Magnoliopsida; Fabales; Fabaceae. Bases 126 to 665 code for a protein of 179 amino acids. The record is from RefSeq and is a predicted model, not a curated record. The transcript has 3 exons.